This is a messenger RNA of Malurus melanocephalus (red-backed fairy wren), 1935 nucleotides long. RefSeq names its product phosphatidylinositol glycan anchor biosynthesis class P (gene PIGP). Gene Ontology annotation, molecular function: phosphatidylinositol N-acetylglucosaminyltransferase activity. The record is from RefSeq and is a predicted model, not a curated record. Gene Ontology annotation, biological process: GPI anchor biosynthetic process. The transcript has 4 exons. Bases 13 to 417 code for a protein of 134 amino acids. NCBI's taxonomy places the organism in Eukaryota, Metazoa, Chordata, Aves, Passeriformes, Maluridae.
GAAGAGCUGAGCAUGGUUGAGAACUCCCCGGCCCCGUUGCCAGAACGGGCAAUUUAUGGAUUUGCGCUUUUUCUGGGAUCGUGGUUUGGCUUCAUUUUGUAUCUGAUCUGGGCUUACAUCCCUGAGGCUUGGCUCUUCUCCUUGGGACUGACRUACUGGCCUCAAAAGUAUUGGGCAGUGGCUCUGCCAGUUUACCUGCUGGUUGCUGUAGGAAUUGGUUAUAUUUUGCUUUUUGGGAUUAACAUGAUGAGCACAGCCCCACUCAACUCCACACACACCAUCACAGAUAAUUAUGCCAAAAAGCAGCAGCAGAAGAAAUUCCAGGAGGAGGCAAUCCCAGCAUUGAGGGACAUUCCCAUCAGUGARGUCAACAGGAUGUUCUUCCUCCCUGAAAAAGGGAUCUGCAACAGCAGAUAAUUGUUAAUGAAAUCUGUAUGAAUAAAAAGAUUGAUGAAACUGUUACAGGAGGACAGGUAAAACCUCUCCAAGCUAAAAAAAAAAUAACCCUCCCACCUUUUUUUUUUUCUUCCCCGAAUUUCUAAUUAAAUUUAUGUGGCCACAUUUUAUUAUUAAGCACUUUAACAACCUGCAUUCUCUGAGAGUUAUGCCCCAAUAAUUUAACUUUAGCUGGUCGUUCUUGGGGGUUGAAAACUGUUCUGUUUCUUGCAGCUUUCUGCUUGGAUUUCCCCUCUGAGGGGGAAAAAAAAGCUUUUGGACAGAAUUUAGUUCAAUUUCCCUUUGAAUUUGGGGAAAUAAAAUAUAUUGUGCCAGUCAARCCCUUGAGGAGUUUGUUUUUAUUAUUAAUUGGAAAUGUUUGCAUUGUAAAUACACGGGUUUUGUUUGUAAAUAUCAAUAAAAUAUGGCUGAUUUUUACAUCUUCRCCAUUUUCCUGUGGUUCUGAGAGCUUUCUCCUGGGUUAGGGUGAAUAAUGGUCCAUUUUGCUUCACACAAUCUUUUAUUCAGCAAAAUCUGUUGAUCCCCCACCCCCCAAAAUGAUGAGAUUUACUGAAUUACCAGCAAAACCAGAAAURAGAAUGGUGGGCCGUGAAGAUUUGCUGAAACAAGUCUGGAAAUCCCUUUUUUAAAACCAUUUUUAAGAAUACUGAAAUCUAAGUUCAAGGAAAUAGCAGCAAUUCCAGGAACUGACAGGUCCACGUUGUUACAGGCCAAGGUUAAGCGGUUCAGAUGUUUUUUUAAACAGUGGAUUUUCUUUUAUUUUGCUUUAUUUCCUUUCUUUCAAGAGUCACAAAUUCAGUUACCUGCAGGAGUUGAGGUUAUUUAGGCCUGUAACCAACUUCAGCAGAGAGUUCAGUUAAAAACGUCAUGAUUUUAUUAAAAGAUAAGACAUUUUUGAGAAUUUCUGUGAAGAAUCUCAUGCCAAUUCUUCAGAAAUUUCUGAAAUUARUCAUCACUUGCUCUGGAAAGUUGUAAGACCUGCUGAUAAUCACUUUGGUGUGAAUAUAAAACYUGUAGUUGGUUGGGUUUUCUGCCUGAAUUUGCAAGAAAAAUCUCUGUGCUCAGUGUUUCAGGUAGGAUUAAAACACCGUUUAAAUGAAAGAAAAAACACUUUUCAAUAUUUCCCUCUAAAAUCCUGGAUUUUGGUGUUUUAUCAUUUGAUUUUAUCAGAAUGAGUUUGUGUCUGAGCCUAGUGAGUGUAAAUUAUUGCAGCACUGAUUAGUGUGGUGGCUGUGAGUUAUUAAUGAAGUUUUGGCGUUCAGUUUGCUGGUUUUUCUCACGGUUUUGUCCUUAAUUCAUUUUAAUUUUCAUUUUUAAAAAUAAAAAUGAUUCCCUGCAGUGCGAAUCCAUGUUUUUUAUGAGCAGACAUGCAGAUGGGUUUAACUUUUGUCAUUUUUCUAAUCAUCUUGCUGGUUUUUCUCACUCCUGCUACUUUUUGUCCUUAAUUAAUUUUAAUUUUCAUUUUUAAAAAUAAAAAUG